Messenger RNA from Drosophila hydei, 4210 nucleotides. RefSeq lists its product as uncharacterized. NCBI's taxonomy places the organism in Eukaryota, Metazoa, Arthropoda, Insecta, Diptera, Drosophilidae. The transcript has 5 exons. Bases 1105 to 3801 code for a protein of 898 amino acids. The record is from RefSeq and is a predicted model, not a curated record.
UUCAGAAGUCAAACCGUGAAGACGUGCGGAGUGCUUGUGCUCAAUAUAUGUUUUCUAACUAAACGUUAGUGUUAAAAUACCUUUUAACUAAUGACACUAAACCAAAACAUGCGAAAGUUUUUUCAAUACUAACAACGAAAUAAAAGCAAGCUAAGGCCCUAAUAAACGACUGUUAUAAAAACUAGCGCGAACAGCAAAGACACAAAAUCAAAGCAGUCCAAGAAGAGGAAGAAGCCAAAACAACGCGACAUCGACACCUGUUUGCCUGCAUUCCUGAACCUGUGCAACACUGUGCUCUUCGGUGUGUGUGUGUGUGUAUGUGUAUGUGUAUAUGUAAUAUUGAAGAAUACAAACUACCAGACGAAUUCUAUUUUUUAAACAGGGUUUAAAUAAUUAUCAAUUUGUUUGGCCAUUGCUGCAAUUGCAACACUUAGCAGCCGCCACGCCUGCGCAGAAGCAACAACAGCAGCAACCAUAACAGCAACAGCAACAACAUAAACACAAACAGAAACGAAAACCGGUUAGAGUGAGACGAGAAGACCGCACGCACACACAGCUGCAAGCAGCUCACAAACAUAGUUUGUAUUCGUUUUUUGUUUGCUUUUGCUUGGAAAAUAGAAAUAGAAGGAAACACACACAAAAAAACAACAAAAAGAAAAAGAAAUAAUCAAUUGCAAGUGGUGAAAAGUGUGACGAUAUACAAAGAAAACAAAAAGCCAAUUCACACGAAAUAAGAAAUUAGAAAUAAUUUGUGCCGUGCGCGGAAAUUGGGUAACAAAAAAAGAAAAAUAAUAAUAAUACAAAAAUUGUAAAAAUAUGUUUGCAUAAGGGUUAAUGCCCAAGUGCCUUAUCGCUAAACAAAUCGAUGGCCGUCGUAUAACGAAAGUGAAUUAAGGCCCCAAAAUAAUUGUAACAGCAGUUUCUCAACCUGUUUCGAGAGGUUGGCCCUUAUCUGAAACGCGGAGCCACUUGUUGUCCGAAUUGACACGCAACAACAGCCGCAACAACCAUUUGCCUGCUCUGUAACAUGUCACAAACUAAUGGAUAUUGAGCAGCAGCAGCAGCAGCUACAACAAUAACAGCAACAACUUCGAAACACACAUCAUGGAAGCCAGCAACAACAACAACAACAGCAAAGCAAUGACAUCCAACGUUGAGUCGCUGGAAAGUCGGGAUGAAGUUGACUUCAUAGCCGCCACGCACAACAACAAUAACGAAUAUGAGGAUUUACGCAGCGCCAGUGGCGUAGCAAUCAGCGCCAAAGGAACAAACACAACAGCAACAGUCACACCAAACAACGAACCAAAUGUCACCAAGAGCAACAACAAUAACAACAACAGCAGUAACAGUAACAGUAAUAGUAACAGCAACAACAAUUGCAACAGCAACACCUUAAAAAAGUCCAAGGAACGCCGCACACUCUUCAGCUUUGGCAGCAGCAAAAAGCAGAGCGCGGCCAACAAGUCAUCGAGCGCCAUUCCAGUCACCGCCUCUGACUCCGCUGCCACGCCUUCGAGGCCAGCAGCCAGCAGCAGUCUGCUGCUGCCGCCCACGCCGCCAGUGCCAAUUGGCACACCGCCGCGUCAACAUAAGUUCGUGAAGAGCAGCAGCAUUGCCCGCCUGCUGGGCAACACGUACAACGCGCGCAAGUUCGAACGCGAGGAGCAGAAGCGUCUGGCCAAUGAGGCCAGCGGCAAGUUCCAUACGUUUAGCGGUCGUCGUCGGAGCGGACCGGAGCGUCCGUAUCUGGAGCGAUUCAAGCGCAUGUCCAAGGAGGAUGGCGACAUUGCCGGCGAUGAUGAGUCGGUGCAGGUGACCAACGUGGUGACGCUGACUACAGAUUCGCGCGACUUGCAGUAUGGCAGUCGGCAGGAGCAUGUCGGACGCGUCGACGAUCAGCUGAGCACGAAGGCUAUGCGCACAUUGUCGCGCGGGCUCGGCAAGCUCUGGUGGAAGCGCACGCACAGCGUGGACAUCAGCACCCCCGAUCCAGAGUACAAAGUGUCCUAUCUGGGGAACGUGCUCACCGGCUGGGCCAAGGCAGGCGAGGGCUGCGUGGAGAAGCAGCUGAAUACCUUGUGGCGCAAUUACACACAGCACACCAAACCGGACGUGAUUAUGCGAGUGAAGGUGUGCGCCUCCGGGCUAAAGGCCACCACUCGGCAGCACGGCCUAACCGAGUAUUGGUCGAAUCGCAUCACCUACUGCUGUGCACCCAAGAACUAUCCGCGCGUCUUCUGCUGGAUCUACAGGCACGAGGGCAGGAAGCUGAAGCAUGAGCUGCGCUGCCAUGCAGUGCUCUGCAGCAAGGAAAAGAUUGCCCAGGACAUUUGCGACACACUGCGGGACAAUCUUGAGAGCGCAUUGCGUGAAUUUAAGCGCGAGAAAAUUCUGAAACAGAAUGCGCGUCUCAGCCUGGCGAAUGCCGUGUACGACAAUCCCAGCUUGCCCAAGCGGAAGAUCAUGCUGAGCGUGGGCGGCAACAACUACAGGCCGCCACUAGAGCGUUCCAAGUCGGCGCCUAAGCUGAUGGCCAUUGAGGAGGCCAUUGGCGAGGAGGAGGGCGACGAGAUCGAGGACACAAAUGAACCAGAAAUGAUGCCCUGCUGUCAGCGAGACUCACUGUACCCGGCCAUGACCCUGGGCAGGCGGCGCUGCCGUCGUGGUCAUUCCAUACGUCGCACGGGCAAAAUUCAAGCGGCAGUCAGCUGCUGCUCACAUCAAAUAGAGCCAAUGCUGGAGAGCCCGGAGCCGGCAAGCAGUGCGACGAGCAUAACAGCUCCGGCUGCUGCAUCUGUCAAUGAUGGCUCCGACUCGGACGAGUUUGAAAAGCUACUCAAGUUCGACACGACGUUAAGCAACGAGCUGCUUCCCUACUUUGACAUGCAGCUGCACAAGAACAGCAGCCAGAGCCUGGGCAGUCUCAGCGAGCUGCAGGUGGAGCCAGUGGAACUGGACGAAGAGGACGAGGUGGAACCGCACAGCCUGCUGCCCACCAUCAACAGCGAUCCCAGUGCCGAUCCGCAGGCGGACUUUGACAGCGACGAUGUGGUUCAUCUGCGCCGCAGCGGCGUCUGCAGCGACGGCGAGGAGGACUACCUGGACGAUGCGGACGAUCAUUACUUUCGGCAGGCGGCCAUGCUCACGAUGCUGCACCGCAGCUCGAUGCGCAAAAGGAACAGCGACCAGGCCAGUCUGCAAUAUCGUCACCAGCCGCAGUCCUCCAUCUCGUCCAAUGCCUCCAGCUCGACUACUGCCAGCGGCAUAGCGCAGAUUGGGGCAACUGGCGGUCAGCAGUGUCUAGCGAGUCCAGACAGCGACGAGGGUUCUAUUUCCAGUGGCUGUGAGACGGCCAGCACAGUCACCAAUGCCAACCAGGAGGAGUACAACAAGCCUCAGGGCAGCAACGUGCAGCAGCAGGUGCUUGAGCAAAUGCUGAUCUACCAAAGACUGGAGGAGUCGAAGCGCCGCCAGCAGUUGCGCCACAAUAGCGACGCCACCAAUUACAGCAGCUCCAGCAGCAUCACCCUGAAGCUGGGCCCUGCGUCGCCUGCAGAAUCAGUCAGCUGCUUGGAAGUGUCCGAUGCCAAGGAGCCACAGGAUGCCGGCAGCGUUUCGGACGACGACUCCGAGUGCAGUGAUGAGAGCGGCUACGUUGAGUUCCAGGAAAAGGAGCGCGUUCAGGCAAUUGCUGGCGCCGUUGCGAUGGCGGCAUCUGUCAAGCCACAGUUGCCACCCAAGCCAGCGCCGCGCCGCUCGCUCAGCAUCGGCAAAGCCGCAGGCACGGUGACACCGGUCUGAGGGCUUUACAACUGUGUCACCCACAUUGUUAUUUCUGCGCAUUGAUUUACCUAUUGUAGUCGUAGUCCUAGGUUAACUGUUAAGCUGUUUAUCGCAUAAGUCAUUUGUUGUUGGUCCAUCAUACAAAGAAAUAACCUAACGAUAUUAUUGUGUAAAUGUUACUUUUUUGCACAAAUCAUUUUAAAUACAUUAAUUAUUGAUUAUUUUUUUUGUUGUUUAGUCCCCAAUUGCACAUUUAUUUGUUUGUUUCCAUCGGGUUUCCUGGCACGCUCCCCCGAACCAAGUCUAUUCGCUCUGUAAAUAAGUAGGCGCCCUAAGCACUGCAUGUACUGUAUAUGUAAUCCAUGAAUUGUAUCUUACCUAUCUAUAUAAAUUAUUCUUAUGAAAUAUAUGCAACUAAAGUAACGAA